AUGAAUGAGAAGGACAAAUAUAAAAAGGAAAAGAAGCCCUCCACGAUGUGUUCCAACCCACUUCAGCGAGGCAUCCAGCAAUUCUUGCGGGACUAUAACUCCAAUGGUCCUACAGCUUCAACAGUCAUAUCUGGACUUCCGAAACGAUUUACAAUCUACCAGCCAAUGCUAUUGCUCCCUUUAAAUGUCUUUACCGCAUCUCAAGCAUGGGCGGAAUGCUAUGCAUCUCUAUCAGAAACAAAUCGCCAGAAACUAUAUGCAUCAAUCGCCAAAUCAUUCGACCACAAGGGGCAAACUAUAACACAUAUCGCCAUGAAUGCGCCUAUACAAUUAACCACUUCUCAAGGAAGCGAAAAUUUAAUGCGAAGCCCUAAUGGCUUAGUACCAUUAUAUGGUAAUUUCGGAGAAUUGCGAGAUUACGAAUACAAACCCAGUCAACAAGACUUUGAAAAGGCGUUUUGGUACUGGGCUCCACUCUAUACGAUGUUUUCAAAGGGUAAUAUCACAGAAAAGGCUCGUAUAUUGGGUCUUGAAGGACGGUUUACGGGUCUGGAUGAGUCUUCGUUAAAAGGACAGAGAAUAGAGGAUGUCGGUGUCAUCGACCUCUAUGCUGGAAUAGGGUAUUUUGUAUUUUCGUACUUGAAACGAGGUGUCAAGCGAGUAUGGGGCUGGGAACUAAAUGCAUGGUCCGUCGAGGGUCUGCGGCGAGGCUGUCUCGAGAAUGGGUGGAAUUGCAAGGUCGUUCCUCUUUCGCAGGGUGAGGAUGAAAGUCUACCCUCUGGGCUGGACGAUGGCAACCUUGAGAACCUCCUGGAUGAACUCACGGACGAUGUCCGUAUUGUCAUAUUUCAAGGUGAUAAUCAAUCUGCUCCAGCGAUCAUGGAGAGAAUACAACCUGAGCUGAAGAAAAGAGGACACUGGGCUCCGGUUAGACAUGUCAAUUUGGGCUUACUACCUACGUCUCGGCCUACAUGGGACCCUUCACUCAGGCUUUUGGAUAGGAAACAUGGCGGCUGGACCCAUGUACAUGAGAAUGUGGAUGUUACUGAAAUUGAGAAGAAGAGGGACGAAAUCGUAGCUGAGUAUGUUAAUUUGGCUGGGCGAUUGAACGGUAUCGACCGCCAAAGCUUAUCGAUUUGUUGUGACCAUGUGGAAGAGGUCAAGACGUAUGCCCCUGGCGUCAUGCACUGUGUUUUCGAUAUUCAGGUCGACUUCGAACAGUGA
Messenger RNA from Talaromyces stipitatus ATCC 10500, 1224 nucleotides. RefSeq lists its product as uncharacterized. Bases 1 to 1224 code for a protein of 407 amino acids. Gene Ontology annotation, cellular component: cytoplasm. Gene Ontology annotation, biological process: wybutosine biosynthetic process; tRNA methylation. The transcript has 2 exons. Lineage: Eukaryota; Fungi; Ascomycota; Eurotiomycetes; Eurotiales; Trichocomaceae. Gene Ontology annotation, molecular function: S-adenosylmethionine-dependent methyltransferase activity; tRNA methyltransferase activity. The record is from RefSeq and is a predicted model, not a curated record.